Molecule: messenger RNA, 1539 nt
Organism: Ilyonectria robusta
Lineage: Eukaryota; Fungi; Ascomycota; Sordariomycetes; Hypocreales; Nectriaceae
Exons: 3
Coding region: 1-1539 (512 amino acids)
Biological process (GO): regulation of DNA-templated transcription
Molecular function (GO): DNA-binding transcription factor activity, RNA polymerase II-specific; zinc ion binding
Source: RefSeq, a predicted model, not a curated record
AUGCCCAGAUCCCGUAGCGGCUGCCUCAACUGCAAGCGCCGCAAGCGCAAAUGCGACGAGCAGCGCCCCAGCUGCCAGGCCUGCGUGCGCCGUGGAAUCCAGUGUGAGGGCUACGCCACGCCGCUGCGGUGGGCGGGCGGCAUUGCUGUCCGGGGACGCUUCGCCGGCGUGUCGAUUCCAGACGUGGCUGCAUGUGCUAAUAAGACGCCUGCAGCGGUUGCAGUGUCUUCAGUCUCACAGUCACAGCCGCUGUCCAGCUCACAUUCACUCUCCAGCUCAUAUCCACAGCCCACCAGCUUCUCUCAUCAGCGGCUCGACUCCUCCGCGGACGCCUCCACGUCUUCCCCGUCCUCGGCCGCCUGGGGCUCCAUCUCCAGCCCGUCGGACCUAUCAUCGCCCUCCAGCGAGGGCCUUGGCAUGGAACGGGAGUUGUUUACAAAGUUCCUCAGCUCUGGCCUUCGCCGCCUGUACACUACCGAAGCCUCAUGCUGGAUCCAGCCGCACUUUGAGGAGAUGGCGCUGCAGAGUCCAGCUCUGGUUAGAAUCUCUGCUGCAAUUCAGGCCUAUCUCGAUGAUGGCAAUGAGACUCCGUCUGUCCAGUCAAUGGAGCAUGUUGACCUCGCGCUGCAGACGUUUCGCCUUGAACUGGCGAGUCGUCAUGAAGUCAUGCAUGCCGCCACCCUCUGCGCAGGGUUGCUAUUAUGCACGUUACGCCUUCUACAAGCCCAACCGUGGACGGCGUACAUCGAUCUCAUAGCCGAUGCCUAUAGCUUGAGGACGCGGCUGCUGUCUCCAGAGCACGUGGCCAUCGACAACAUGCCCAUCCGGCACACUUUAGAAGUCAUGGGGGUAAUGGACAUUCCAUGCAUGGCGAUAGGCCGCGUAAAUUCUCCCAUCGGCAUCUGGAAGCUACUGCGGAGGCUGCAAGACAGCUUGAAAGACGGCCGGCUUGGAGGCAUCGAGAUUGUAUCGGGCCUGCCCAGGUCUCUCCUUGACAUCUUUGCCAGCAUCUUCGACAACGAUGACGAGUACACGGAAAACCGCUUCUGGACUUGGCCCGGUGAAAUAGGCGAGUACUUGCAAUGCCAUCUCUGGGACAGCUGGCGGUUCAGCGGCAUCCUCGAGGUCCGGCGCCGUAAAAGAAUGGAGCGGAAGCGGAGGGGGUCCAGGAGUAGCCAUGAUAAAGGAUCCGGCGCAUCAUCUGCCGCUCCAGGAACCGAACUCAUUCUGUGUCGAUUGAUCGCAUCCAUGGACGCACUAAACCGGGCCUUUGAACUGCCUCACAACGAACACUUACUAGUCCACAACGGGCUGAUGUAUCCGAUGGUGACGGCAAGCCUAGAAGUUGAAAUACUUAAACGACACCCCGAGUGGAGGAAGACUCUCGACGAGGUCCGCAUGGCCUUUCUGCGACGAGACUCGUUUAAGCUAGUCAAAGUUACUUUUGAGAUGCUGGAUGAGGCGUGGAAGCAUGGAACGUCUGACUUUGAUGUACAUGAAGCUGCCAGGCUUAGAGGCAUUGAAAUUGCCGUCUUCUAG